Molecule: messenger RNA, 2253 nt
Organism: Meloidogyne enterolobii
Lineage: Eukaryota; Metazoa; Nematoda; Chromadorea; Rhabditida; Meloidogynidae
Source: the annotation of a GenBank genome assembly
AUGGCAGAGUUCACCACAGAUGAGUUGAUUGAUUGUAUUCGCCAUAAUGUUGCUCUAUUGAAUGAUAGUGGAUUUGAUAAUAGAGUGCUACUUUCUCCAAGGAGGCACGCUGUACCAGGUGGUCUUCCUUUGGAAAUGUGUAAAGGAGAAGAUGAGGCAGGCCCUUCAUCUCUACAUUACGAACUUCAAAAACAAUUUAAACAGCAAAAAUAUUCUACAAAAGACGAUUCUCAGCAAAUGUAUCAACAAAUUCGUAAAAAUUUAUUGGCACAACUGAAUGGAAUUGAACGCAGUGGACGAUCAUUUAAUAAAACUUCACUUCCUUUCCAUCAAAGGCCUACAGAAUGUACAUUAAAAUUUGAGCCAAAAAAUCCUGAAGAACUUUUUGACGGGCAAAAACCUCUUUCACUUACUAGCAGACUUAUUUCUCAAGCAAAAUUCUCUGAAGGAUCUGUUGAUAAUUCGACUUGUUCUCUCUCAUUCGCUGAAUAUGCAAAGUUUGAGGCUAUGGAAUGCACUUUCAGCUCUAAAAAAUUCAACAUUCUUUUUCCGGCUGUAUAUUUUGGGGAGAAAGGUCAUGUAUUGACUAUUUACAUUUUGAACACUGCUUUUAUCGAUGAUUUGAUUGGGCUUGCUUGCCAUGUUUAUUCCCGGAAGUCGCUCAAUCCUCCUUGUGAAUCCCCUUCCCUUUAUGACCUCUAUUUAGCGGAAGAAGAUUUGUCAGAUUUCGAUGCGGAUUUACCACCACAAGAUAGAAGACGUCGUGUCGCUGAUUGUGGCUUUCCUAAUCUUGCAAUUGUUAAACGUUCACUUGUUAGAAGACGUUCUUCACAACAAAGCCGAAAACAAACUGUUCGUAUUUAUUUAGUAGACGGGCGUUGUUAUACUAUGGACGAAGUUGAAGGCAUCUCUCUACGUCAAGUUUUUGAAUAUGCCUUGAGCAGAAAAAACGAAGACGAGCAGUCAAAUUCAACUGAAGUCAAUCAUCAUCUACAUGAAUUUUUUCGUGAUGUUGAAUAUCAACUCGAGCCAUUAGAUUAUCCUGGUGUUGCUCUCGAAUUAGAUCAAUCAGUUUCUUCUGCUGGCACUUUUGACUUUUUGCUCAUUCGAAAGAAUAGUUCUCGUGGAGAUUUUGACAUUUCUUCGGCAACUCGAAAGCCUUCGGAUUUAUUACCUCUAUUGCACAAACAAAGCAAGUCAAUGGAUUUUUCAAGGAUAUUUGGUGUGGAUGAUUUACAAAAUACCGUGAAAGAAGAUUCAAAAAUAUUUUCAACUUCAAUCAAUGAAUUGGUCCUUCAAAAUCCAUUACAAACUUUUCCGUUAGAAACGUCUUUUUCUACUGGCCAAAAUUCGUCAACAGAUGAUUUAAUUACCAAUCAAUUGACAGCUAUACUUCAUGGAGGUUCUAUAUUAAAUGAAUAUUCUGUCAACAAAAUUAAUCGGUUUAAACCAAAAACGAUUUUAAAAUUAGUUAUUCGUGAAAACUGUUUGGAAUUGAUUCAGAAAGGAAAGGUUCGAAAAGCUGACACUGAUAGUAAAAUUAAGAGGAUACCUUGGAAACUUGUUGCUUUUGUUGAAGUGUCACCAAACUCGGAGAAACGGGUUAAUGCUCUUCGAUUAGUUCGAAUUACUUUUCUUAGCUGUAUUUCAUCUACACUUAUGCAACAUAUUCUUGAAUCUGAAAAAACGGAAAAACUAACUCAGGGAAAUUUAAUUUAUGAAGGUUCUUGUUGGAAAAUUUUAAUUAUUGAAGCUGCUGCACAUGAAGCGUGGCAAAUUGGUUUGAAGUUAAACGAACAAUUAAAUUUGUGGCCUUCCCAAGUUCAUUUACUUUAUAACUACUCUUUAGCAAGUAAUUUAAAACCAAAAAUUGCAGCAGAAAAAGCAUUUGGUGUGGAAAAACAACUUCCUUUCUCCGCUUCGUCAUUUACAAUUUCAGCUAAAAGUGAUAAAGGAUUAAAGAAGAAAUUGUCUUCAAUACUUUCUAGGAAAAGAUUAUAGGAGUUUUUUGUAGUGAAUAUUUACAACGCGUAAACAGCUUAAUUUUUUAUAGAAGGGAAAAAUAGAAUAGUAAAUUAUAUAUUUUUUGUUUUACGAAUGAAUUUUUAUUAGAGGUUGAUUUUUCAAAUUCCCGAGUCCUGUUCUAGUUGUACUAUUUGUUGUAACCAGGCUGGACUUUAAGGCUAAAACCUUGAAAUAUCUGAUUUUUGCACCAGGGCCCUGACCAGGCUUUUUUUUUCUUAAAUUGUCAAA